AUGGCUGAUGAUGAGCAGUAUGAUUUUGCCAUUCUUGGGACUGGGCUUGUCGAAUGUGCAAUUGGAUGCAUUCUUGCAGAGAACAACAAGAAGGUGAUUCUUAUUGACAGGAAUGCGAUGUAUGGAUCUGACUAUGCGACGUUGAGAUACAGUGAGCUUGAGUCGCACUUUGGAAGCGAAGAGGCUAUUCCUGAGCUGAAGGUGUAUGACAAUGAGUUUUGUGUAGACCUUACGCCAAAGCUGUUUCUGGCAGACAGUAAGAUGCUAAGGAUGCUUGUUGAGCAUGGGAUUGAUGAAUACCUGGAGUUCUGCAGGAUUCCAGGAUCGUUUUUGUGGAAAGGAAAGCUGUACUCUGUUCCAACGAGCGAGACGCAGUCGAUGACUACUGGAAUGAUAGGAAUGUGGCAGAAGCCGAAGGUGAUGAGGUUUUUCUGGAAUGUCCGAGAAUAUGCAAAGGCAGCAAUGAAGGGGGCAGGAUACAAAUUCAAGGCGACCAUGAGGGACGAGUUCAAGGAGUAUGGGCUGAGUGAGGAGUCGAUGGAGCUGAUUGGGCAUGGGAUUGCGCUUAAUCUGGAUGACUCGUAUCUCGAUAGAAACCCGAAGGAGACUUUUGACAAGAUAAUAACAUACAUCAAAUCGAUAGUGUGCUAUGAAAAUGCAAUGGAAUCCCCGUACCUGUAUCCAAGAUACGGACUUUCUGAGAUUGCCCAAGGAUUUGCAAGGAGUUGCUGCAUGAAGGGAGGGGAGAUCAUGAUUAAUGCAGAGGUGCUGAGUGUGAAUGAGAGCAGUGCAGAAAUAUUUGUACGAGAGCCUGUUAAUAAGGAGAUGCUGAGGAUCAAGGCAACAAAGAUUAUUUCCGACCAGUCGUACUUCAAAAGGAGUGCUGUUGAGUAUGAGAUUAUUCGGGCAAUAUGUGUGAUCCGAGGCGAACCUUGUGAGGUGACGAGGGGAGCGUCAUCGUCGCAGAUAAUUUUUCUGAAGGGGGAGAUGAGGAGAAGGAACGAUAUUUUUGUGGUUGUUCUUGGAUGUGAUGAAAAGGCAACGCCUGAUGGAUACAAGGUUGCGAUAAUCAGUACGGUGAAGGAGACGAGCGAUCCGGCGAGUGAGAUUAAGACCGUUGUUGGCAAGCUGGGAGAUGUUGUUAAGACAUUUAUGGAGGUGAAGCCGGUAUAUAGGGCGGAAGACACCGAGAAUGUGAUAUUUACAAAGGGAGUGAAUGAGUCGCCGCAUUUUGAGGAUGUGUAUGAUGAAAUUGAGGAGAUAUGCAGGAAGCUGAAUCUCAAGAGUGCAGGAUGUGGAGAGAAGGCAUGA
Molecule: messenger RNA, 1311 nt
Organism: Ordospora pajunii
Lineage: Eukaryota; Fungi; Microsporidia; Ordosporidae
Product: GDP dissociation inhibitor
Exons: 1
Coding region: 1-1311 (436 amino acids)
Biological process (GO): vesicle-mediated transport; protein transport; small GTPase-mediated signal transduction
Cellular component (GO): cytoplasm
Molecular function (GO): Rab GDP-dissociation inhibitor activity
Source: RefSeq, a predicted model, not a curated record